Molecule: messenger RNA, 1254 nt
Organism: Calidris pugnax (ruff)
Lineage: Eukaryota; Metazoa; Chordata; Aves; Charadriiformes; Scolopacidae
Gene: TBPL1
Product: TATA-box binding protein like 1
Exons: 7
Coding region: 186-737 (183 amino acids)
Biological process (GO): DNA-templated transcription initiation
Molecular function (GO): general transcription initiation factor activity; DNA binding
Source: RefSeq, a predicted model, not a curated record
AAGAAAAACCAACCCCAAAACAAACAAAAAAAACCACCCCCACGAUUAUCGGUCAUCCUGCUACGCGUGUAGGGCUUUAAAUGAGCUCCCCAGCUGGUGAAUGAGGAGAGUACUCCGCUGCCUCCAUGAGACGGAUGUGAUCUUCAUGGUGAGCUGGUGGGAGAACUGAGUUGUAAAUCACCCCAAUGGAUGCGGACAGUGAUGUUGCAUUGGACAUUUUGAUCACCAAUGUAGUGUGUGUUUUUAGAACAAGAUGUCAUUUAAACUUGAGGAAGAUCGCGUUAGAGGGAGCAAAUGUUAUAUACAAGCGAGACGUCGGGAAAGUAUUAAUGAAGCUUAGGAAACCUAGGAUUACGGCCACAAUUUGGUCCUCAGGAAAAGUUAUUUGCACAGGAGCCACAAGUGAAGAAGAAGCUAAAUUUGGUGCCAGACGAUUAGCUCGUAGUCUACAGAAACUAGGUUUUCAGGUAAUUUUCACAGAUUUUAAAGUUGUGAAUGUUUUAGCAGUGUGCAACAUGCCCUUUGAGAUCAGAUUGCCAGAAUUUACGAAGAAUAACAGACCUCAUGCGAGUUAUGAACCAGAACUUCAUCCUGCCGUGUGUUACAGAAUAAAAACUCUCAGAGCUACCUUACAGAUUUUUUCCACAGGCAGUAUCACAGUUACAGGGCCAAACGUAAAGGCUGUUGCCAGUGCCGUGGAGCAGAUUUACCCAUUCGUGUUUGAAAGCAGGAAAUAAAUUUUCUAAUUCACCACUUGAUGGUUAGGAUCCCUAACCGAGCACCUUUAAAGACUGCUGCACAUUGGACUAAAAAAAGGCAAAAAAACAAACAAAACAAAAAAAAAGGAAAACUGGACCAACCAUAGCAGAGGAAUACAGACUGUUUUACUUGCUCGUGGCCACAGUAUAAACUCCAGUUCUUUGGGAUUUUACUCUUAACAGUGCUGUAUUGUAAAAAAAAAAAAAAAAAAAACGGAAGUUUAAAAGAUAUGAAAUUGCUGCUUUUAAAAAGACAUUCUAUUUAUUUUUGCAGUAAUUUCUGUGUAUUCAUAAGCAAAGCUGUCACGAUGUGCACUACCUUUAAAACGUUUUAUUUUGGGUUUUGUUUUUUUUAGUUUGAGCUUGUGUUUUAUUUGUGAAUAGUCUUUUACAUUUUUGUAUGCUGAAUAUUGGGCACCAAAGAAGCUGUAAAAGUUAUCUUUUUUCACCUGAUGAAUGUGCACAAAUAAAAGUUUGGGAAAAAUAUUUCUCUUCA